GGGAGAAUCGGUCCGGUGGAUUUGCGCGCGCGCGUUUUGCCUUAGCUCUACGUCUGGUGCGGAGCGGAAAGGGCGGUUGGCGCGGGAGGCGUCGCUCGGAGUAACGCUGGAGGACAAAAUGACUGGAUCAAAUGAAUUUAAGCUGAAUCAGCCUCCAGAAGAUGGAAUCUCAUCAGUGAAAUUCAACCCAAACACAUCUCAGUUUUUGCUUGUUUCUUCCUGGGACACAACUGUUCGAUUGUAUGAUGUUCCUGCUAACACCAUGAGACUCAAGUAUCAACACACUGGAGCAGUACUUGACUGUGCUUUUUAUGACCCAACACAUGCCUGGAGUGGAGGAUUAGAUCGGCAGCUGAAAAUGCAUGACUUGAACACUGAUCAAGAAAAUCUUGUUGGCAGUCACGAUGCGCCUAUAAGAUGUGUUGAAUAUUGUCCAGAAGUGAAUGUAAUGGUAACAGGAAGUUGGGAUCAAACAGUCAAGUUAUGGGAUCCAAGAACACCUUGUAAUGCGGGAACGUUUUCUCAGCCUGAAAAGGUAUAUACAUUGUCUGUAUCUGGUGACAGAUUGAUAGUGGGAACAGCUGGUCGAAGAGUUCUGGUGUGGGACUUACGGAACAUGGGCUAUGUUCAGCAGAGAAGAGAAUCAAGUCUUAAAUAUCAGACCCGUUGCAUCAGGGCAUUUCCCAACAAACAGGGUUAUGUGUUGAGCUCCAUAGAAGGUCGGGUUGCAGUUGAAUAUUUGGACCCAAGUUUGGAGGUUCAGAAGAAAAAAUAUGCUUUCAAAUGCCACAGAUUGAAGGAGAAUAACAUUGAGCAGAUUUACCCUGUCAAUGCCAUCUCUUUUCAUAAUGUCCAUAACACAUUUGCUACAGGUGGCUCUGAUGGCUUUGUCAAUAUUUGGGAUCCGUUCAACAAAAAAAGACUCUGCCAAUUUCAUCGGUACCCUACCAGUAUAGCUUCACUAGCUUUCAGUAAUGAUGGGACUACUCUUGCAAUAGCAUCCUCAUAUAUGUAUGAAAUGGAUGACAUUGAACAUCCUGAAGAUGGUAUCUACAUUCGCCAAGUGACUGAUGCAGAGACAAAACCCAAGUAAGAAUGCUUGAUAUCCAAAAUUAUGCCACCACUGGUAACACAGACAAAAUGGAAAGGUCAACUUAAUCUUGAUCAGAAACUUUUACUACUAGCAAAACAAACUAAUCCUUGGAUUAAAUGUUGUUUUAUGACAAUGUUGUUGUCAUAAUGUUUUCAUUGGGUAUAUUGUAAAUCUUUUUUUAAAAAAAAGAUUUAAUAGACAAGAAUUGUUAAUUUUGUUCACCUGAUUUUGAAAUAUUCCUGUAAGCUAGUUCAUUCUUUUGAAAUGUGUCAGUUCAAUUUUUGUAUAGAUUAAUGGUGGCCUAAUUGUUUGAAUAAAUAUUUGCAAUCCAGUCUCUCUCUCUCCCUCCUUCUAUCCCAAAAGCCAUACUUUCAGCUGCAAUGGCUGUAAAUGUUAAGUCCUGAAUUUAAUAAUGGCAUCGUUUUUGAUAUACUGGGCUUAUACAGCAGCAACAAUAUGAUGAUGAUUAAAACAUUUUGACUUUUUUCAAGCAGCAAGCAACUUAAAUUUAAUUGAUGUUAACUCUAACCCUUCCCUGUUUAUUUUUUAUUGUAAUUAAAUUCUGUGGUCAGCAUGUUUAGGAAAGUAUGUCCUGCAGAUUUAAGCAAUUUACAGUUGAAGUUUUAUGGUUGCUGUUAAUGAUCAAUGUCUGCCUUUGAAAGUUGAUUUCUUUUCUUGGAAAAAAGAAUAUUUUGUCUUUAAACAAGCACCCCAAUUUCACAACAGAUAUUUGUAUCAGAUAAAAAUUGUUUCUACAAAUGUGUUACUUGUAGGAUAUUAAUUUGAAAUAUAAUAAACUUUCUUAAUUCUUGAAACAA
Molecule: messenger RNA, 1911 nt
Organism: Pantherophis guttatus
Lineage: Eukaryota; Metazoa; Chordata; Lepidosauria; Squamata; Colubridae
Gene: BUB3
Product: BUB3 mitotic checkpoint protein
Molecular function (GO): protein binding
Source: RefSeq, a predicted model, not a curated record